AUGAGCAUGGCAAGCCGCCUCUCGGCUCCAAGUGAGAUAGAGUUUCCUAAGAGCAACCUUGAAGAGCGCCGUGCCGGCCUGAUCUCCAACGGCACGAACGCGAUACCUACACCGACCUCGGGGGCCUGGCGCUCACCGGGGAGAAUGUCAUCCGCAACAGAGGAGCCGAAAUGUCGGCGAUGCAUCCAAGGCCCCAGCUGGCACGGAGGCCCUCGCCUACCUUCGCCGUCACCGUGCACCGCCGACGGCACCUACAGCACGAUCCACCGAAAGCACGCUGUCGACCUCUACUACCAGGGGAUCAACGAAGGCACCUACAACACGAUCCACCGGAAGCACGCCGGCGACCUCUACCACCAGGGGACGGACGAAGAAAAGCCCACCAGGGACGAGAAAUUCGAACAAGAGGUUUGGAACUCCAUCCUCGACUAUGUGCCCGGUAUCCACAACGAACCGCAGAAGCUUCCCCGGAAAAGCAAGAAACAAAGGGAGCGAGCAGGCCGUGCUCAGAAGACAACUGAUACGGAGCCCUCCACCAGACAACCGCCAACCGCUCAGUCUCCAUCACCCGAGACCUCCGAAGUGACACGAGGGGACCAUGGCAGCAAGAGCAGCAGACCAGACCCCCAGACCAGCACAACCAACACGACUGCUCCGACCAGAGGAGUCCUGCGGGGACUGUCCCCCCUCGCUGCCGGCGCAGCCCGUGCCAUUCCACAGGCGACAAAAGCACCCGACGACGCCUACUACCAGAAGGCAGCACCACAGGGCGCGGAGCACGAGGCCAAGGAGACGCACACCCACCUGGUGCCCACCAAGACGAUCCUGGAGACCCACAACAACGACGCCUACUACCCGACUGCGUCGGCGUCUGCAUUCGACGCUCAGCCACAGACCGCCCAACUAGUCCCGCCAGGCGGGCGAGCACCUCAAUACAGGGGGCUGCACCCAGACCAGGACGUCUUCGAGGAUGCCUCCCCAACCCGCGAGAAGCUGGAGCCCCACGACUACCCCCAGGACGACAGUGGAGAACCAUCGGGGACCGCCAUGGAAGAAGUUGAGGGGCCAGACUGGAGCCGCGACAGUCAAGAUGAGGCCGACGAGGGGAACAACGACGACACAACCAACCAAAACAUAUCGGAACCGCCCAGCAGGUCAUGGGGAUCCAGACGACCGGCAGAGCCUGAAGGCCCACCGCCACCAAAGGCCCCCAAUGGCCGCACACGCAAUGCGGCCCCGCUAAGGGAAGAAACUCGCACAGAGCGCAACCGCCGCGAAAGAGCGGAAUGGCGAGAGAG
Messenger RNA from Symbiodinium necroappetens, 1298 nucleotides. NCBI's taxonomy places the organism in Eukaryota, Dinophyceae, Suessiales, Symbiodiniaceae. The record is from the annotation of a GenBank genome assembly.